Molecule: messenger RNA, 1722 nt
Organism: Knipowitschia caucasica
Lineage: Eukaryota; Metazoa; Chordata; Actinopteri; Gobiiformes; Gobiidae
Source: the annotation of a GenBank genome assembly
AUGUCUGGAUAUCAGGGCAAGAAGAACAUACCUCGCAUUACUAGCGAUCGUCUUCUGAUCAAAGGGGGAAAGAUCGUGAACGAUGACCAGUCGUUCUGCGCUGACAUUUACAUGGAGGAUGGAGUCAUCAAACAAAUUGGAGAAAACCUGAUUGUACCCGGUGGGGUGAAGACCAUAGACGCUCACGGACGCAUGCUGAUGCCCGGAGGGAUCGAUGUCCACACCCGCUUCCAGAUGCCCGACCGCGGCAUGACCUCCGCCGACGACUUCUACCAGGGGACCAAGGCCGCGCUGGCCGGAGGCACCACCAUGAUCAUCGAUCACGUGGUCCCGGAGCCUGGUGCUUCUCUGCUCAUGGCUUUCGAUCAGUGGAGGCAGUGGGCCGACAGUAAGUCCUGCUGCGACUACUCCCUGCACAUGGACAUCACCGAGUGGCACCGCGGGCUGCAGGACGACAUGGAGACGCUGGUCAAAGAUCACGGUGUGAACUCGUUCCUCGUGUAUCUGGUUUACAAGGAUCUCUUCCAGCUCUCAGAUUCUCAGGUGUAUGAGGUGUUCAGCGUGAUCCGGGACUUGGGGGCCAUCGCACAGGUCCAUGCAGAGAACGGGGACAUAGUUGCGGAGGAGCAGCGCAGGAUCUUGUCUCAGGGAAUCACGGGACCAGAGGGACACGUCCUGAGUCGACCAGAGGAGGUGGAGGCAGAGGCCGUCAAUCGCUCUGUGACUGUGGCCAAUCAGACAAACUGCCCACUCUACGUCACCAAGGUGAUGAGCAAGAGCGCCGCUGAUGUCAUCGCUCAGGCACGGAAGAAAGGCACCGUGGUUUUCGGAGAGCCCAUCACGGCGAGCCUGGGCACAGACGGCUCUCACUACUGGAGCAAGAACUGGGCCAAAGCAGCAUCCUUCGUCACGUCUCCACCGCUGAGCCCAGACCCCGCCACUCCGGACUACCUCAACUCCCUGCUCUCCUGUGGAGACCUGCAGGUGACGGGCAGCGCUCACUGUCCCUUCGACACGGCUCAGCGCGCCGUCGGGAAAGACGACUUCACCCUGAUCCCAGAAGGCGUCAACGGGGCCGAGGAGAGGCUGUCGGUCAUCUGGGACAAGUGUGUGGUGACCGGUAAAAUGGACGAGAACCAGUUUGUGGCUGUGACGAGCACCAACGCCGCUAAGAUUUUCAACCUUUACCCUCGAAAAGGACGCAUCGCGGUGGGUUCUGACGCAGACCUGGUUCUGUGGGACCCCGACGUCACCAAGAUCAUCUCCGCCAAGAACCACAACUCGACUGUGGAGUACAACAUCUUCGAGGGCCUGGAGGUGCGUGGGGGCCCCCUGGUGGUCAUCAGCCAGGGUAAGAUCGUGCUGGAGGAGGGAACUCUGCACGUGACCGAGGGCUGCGGGCGCUACGUCCCCCGAAAACCCUUCUCCGACUACGUCUACAAGAGGAUAAAGGCUCGCAGCAGGCUGGCCGAGCUGAGGGGAGUUCCCCGAGGUCUGUACGACGGCCCAGUGUGUGACGUGACCGUGACCCCAAAGAUCAUGACCCCAGUCUCCUCCACCAAGACCUCCCCUGCCAAACAGCCAAACCAGCCCACACGCAACCUGCACCAGUCCGGCUUCAGCCUGUCCGGGGCCCAGAUCGACGACAACAUCCCACGGCGCAACACGUCCCGCGUCUGCGCGCCUCCAGGGGGCAGGGCCAACAUCACCACGCUGGGUUAG